GCCUGCGCCUGGCGGCGGCCCCGACACCAGCACAGAAGCCGCGCAGCCGGCGGAAUGGAGCGGCGCCGGGGCUGAGCCGGGCGCACUCGGGCCGCCGCAUGUGCCGCGCGGGGAGCAGCUGCCGAGCGGGCGGACAGCGAACGCCAGGGGCCCCGUCGGAGCGGCCGCAGGAGCAGCGCCGGAGAUGGGAGAACAGCCCAUCUUCACCACUCGAGCGCACGUCUUCCAGAUUGACCCCAGCACCAAGAAGAACUGGGUGCCCGCGAGCAAGCAGGCCGUCACUGUUUCCUAUUUCUACGAUGUCACCAGGAACAGCUAUCGAAUCAUCAGUGUUGACGGAGCCAAGGUGAUCAUAAACAGCACCAUCACCCCGAACAUGACGUUCACCAAAACCUCCCAGAAGUUCGGGCAGUGGGCGGACAGCAGAGCCAACACAGUGUUUGGUUUGGGAUUCUCCUCAGAGCAGCAGCUCACGAAGUUUGCAGAGAAAUUCCAGGAGGUAAAAGAAGCUGCCAGACUCGCCAGAGACAAGUCCCAGGAGAAAAUUGAGACCUCGAGUAAUCAUUCCCAAGAAUCUGGGCGUGAAACCCCAUCUUCCACUCAGGCAUCCAGCGUCAACGGGACGGAUGAUGAGAAGGCCUCGCAUGCGAGUCCGGCUGACACCCACCUCAAGUCUGAGAAUGACAAACUGAAGAUCGCUUUGACACAGAGUGCUGCCAAUGUGAAGAAGUGGGAGAUUGAGCUGCAGACCCUGCGGGAGAGCAAUGCCCGGCUGACCACAGCCCUGCAGGAGUCGGCGGCCAGCGUAGAGCAAUGGAAGAGACAGUUCUCCAUCUGCCGAGAUGAGAAUGCCCGGCUCCGAAGCAAGAUCGAGCAGCUGGAAGAGCAGUGCAGUGAGAUAAACAGGGAGAAGGAGAAGAACACCCAGCUGAAGAGCAGGAUUGAGGAGCUGGAGUCAGAGCUCCGAGAAAAGGAGACGGAGUUGAAAGAUCUCCGAAAACAAAGUGAAAUCAUACCUCAGCUCAUGUCCGAGUGUGAAUAUGUCUCUGAGAAAUUAGAGGCAGCAGAACGAGACAAUCAAAACUUGGAAGACAAAGUGCGCUCUCUAAAGACAGACAUCGAGGAGAGUAAAUACCGACAGCGCCACCUGAAGGGGGAGUUGAAGAGCUUCCUCGAGGUUCUGGAUGGAAAGAUCGACGACCUCCAUGACUUCCGCCGAGGACUCUCCAAGUUAGGCACAGACAACUAGGCCAGGCGGAGCCUAGGUCCUGAGUCUCAAGUGUGUGUGUGAGAUGAAGUAGGCAUAGGACAUUCUCCAUUUCUGUUGCUUCUGUAAAUGCAGGUGCAGUCUGUCUGUCUCCAGACCAGUUGUGCCGUCCACCCACUCCUCCAGAACAGUAAAUCUCUCAUUUCUCUGGCCUUGGGAGGUUGUGGACAACUGGAAGCUUCUGACUCAGGAAUCCAGAACUUGGUCUACCUUAGCCAUUUACGCAGUCAGGGCAGGGAUGUUUAUAUCUUUUUUUUUUUUUUAAGGGCUGUUGCAACCCUGUGAAACCCUGGGAGGGAAAGUAUUUUCUAAUCCAAGUAUCAAUAUCCUUUACAACAGGCCACUGGGCGCCUUCUAUUGCAUAGCAUUCAGAGUGUGUGACUCUCCGCAGAUUUCAGUCCAUGGGCACAUGGAGGGAGUGUCUUUUCUCAGUAUGCAUUUGGAUGCUUUAGCAGAUGUAUCUAACCUUUUGAUGUUGUGAUACAACAUCAUCAUCCCCAGAGUUCACACUCAAGGAUUGCAAAAUUGGCUUACCCAAAAAGAAGUAAUUGUCAAAAACAAACAAACAAACAAAAACCUUACAAUGUUUUAAGUAAAUUUACUAUUUUGUGUUGGAACACAUUCAUAGCUAUCCUUGGCUGCAUGUGACCCUCGGGCUGUAGGCCAAGCCUACCUAGUUGAAAGGAACCAUUUAGUGGAGACUUAUCCAGAGGGAAGAAAACCCAGAAGUUUUGGGGUACACCUACAGAUAGGGGACCACUCGUACCCACUGUGCCCCAUCCUCCCCUGAUUUGUAUGGUUGCGACAAUGUCCCUUUCUUGUUUUUUUGUUGGUUGGUUGGUUUUUGUUUUGUUUUUAUUUCAGAGCAUAUGCUUACGCUGUGGGAACAGAUGCAGGAGGGUGCCCCACACAGUGCCGGGCACACAAUAGGUGCUUAAUAAACAUUUGUUCAACUAAACAUAGAAACAGAAUUUAGUGUUUUCAUCAAAGCCCACAGCAGAGUUGAGACCCUGGUUGAAUCCUACAUCAUCUAUGUUGUGCUGAAGUGAUCAGAAACGAAGGCAGUUUACUGCAGCUACCCCAGACUUGGCUCUGAGGCAGGGACUGUGGCAAUGGAGCCAUCACGGACUACUCUGAGACCCUCCUGCAGGGAGCCCAGCCAUGAUCCCCCUAGAGGUCAUCGCCUUUGGGACCACCUUCUCUUCCAGGCAGAGGGCCCAUAGUGUGAGGCUUCUAGGAUAGUGGGAGAGCCUGGUAUAGGAGCUAUCCUGGGCUUAGAAGCUUGGCUGGGUUCCUAUCAUGGGUUUGAACAAUUGAGAAGAUAUCCCUACAGGCCAUGAGGGUAAGAGAGCUGCCCAGGAGGCAGCCCUUGACCUUAGUGACAGAGCAUCUCUGUUCUACCCAGGUCUGCCUUUCCUUUCUUAGUUCCUGCUAAGGAAGGACCUGGAGCCAUGUAGCUCUCCUCUCAUAGAGACUUCUUAGUGUACCAUUGGGCAUUCAGGUCUGAGGUAUCCUUCCUUAGGAGAGAUUGUCCAUGGGAGACAAGGGGUUUUAUGUCCGGACCCCCAACACUUCUGAAUGCCUUGGGCAAGGGGAACUUUGGUAUUCCCUGCCUCUCUAAGAACCCUCUAGACAGGACUUCACACAGAGUAGAAAUUCUUCCUCUUGACUUUGCAUGAAUGAGAAAACAGCCUGAGGAAGGGCCUGGGGCCGGCAUGUUCGUGAGCCAGGCCCUGUGGUGAUUUCCAAGUCCACAUCUUUCCUUGCAGUAGCUGAGCAGUCACUCUGAGCAAGGGACUCAAUUGGGAUAGGAAAGGAAGGCAGGCUGGCGGUAUGGAAUGCUGAGGUGUGUUAAGGGGAACCCGUCAAGUGGAGGUGUCUUGUGCAACCAGAGUGGUCACCUGUGGGGCAAUUCAGCCCGGGCUGCUGCUGGCCCUGCCUUUCCCCACAACUCCCAGUAGGCCUCAAACCAGUUGUAGCUCCACUUUGGAGAGCAAAGAUUGCAUUGGCUAUGACCCAGCUUGGGGUGAGGGGGACUCUUCCUAGGCCGUCUUGUCCUCCCUGUCUGUCAGCAGCCUGGACACAUGGCUGCCCAAGAGCGCUGGACACUAGGAUCCUGAUCUUAGGCUUCGGGUGAGCCUCUGUCUACGAUGACAUACUCAUCUAGAAGGAGCUCUCUUGGCGGCUGGGGUGGGAGCUGGUGACAUGGUGACAUAUGACGAUAGUUGCCAAAGCCCCUUCUUCAUCCUCAUGGCAGUGACGUCCAAAAGUGACGAAAAUGGGAAUGUAGAAAGUUCUGGAAGUCAUUGCUACAGUGGGCUGGCUGUAAGGUUGAGACCAUGAUCUCUACUGUUAGCCGUUGAGGAGUUUGGCAAGCUUCUUGUAGCCAGUAGGUGGGGAAAACAGAGUCUUUGUGCUGUUAGACUCAGGCAUCCCCCAGACUGCCACAACCCAGGAGCCUAAGAGCAGCCUAGGGGCUCCCCUACAGGGUGAUUUAGGCUCCACAGCGAACCCACAAAACUAAGAAAGCACUGACCUUCCCUUCCAUCUGCUUUCUCUAAAGAGCUCAUGUUUCUUCAUUUGAUUUCUUUUUAAGAACAUCAUGACCCAGGAAUAGCCUGAAUGGUCAACGGGAGACUGGCCCUGUCUACAGCCUCUGGCUCUGUACAGAGCAGAUGACCCACUGAAAUUGGUCAGUAUCCACCCACACUGGUGUGGCAUGCCCUCAGUUAUUGUCUGGGACUGUUGUCAUGACCUCACACCCUGUGCAGGUGGGUGUGAGCGCCUUCCUCCCAGCGAUUACCGCUGCAGUGAGCCGCCUGCAGAACCAGGUUUCACGUGAGCUCUCCUGGCCUGGGCAGCUCCACGACUGGCAGUCUGUGCCUUGAUUAGCUUACUUUCUGCAGCUGUUCGCAAGGGUCCUAAAAGAGGCCAGGGAAAACUCAUAACCCUUUAACCAUGAUCCUUCUGUAUUUCUAACUUAGGGCUGGGCAGGGAGAGGACCUGUUUCUGGUGCCUAAGGACUGUGAAACCACUAGAGGGACAGGGUGGGAGAGCAAAACAGAGCCCAGGCUAGACCUCCGAUCAUCUUCAGUUAUGUCUCCCCAGGAGCUGUCACUGUAGACCUUCACUGGGUGAGAGAACUUGGCAGAGAUCAUCAACAGGAAGUGGAGGCAGAGUGGCAUGCCCAGGGGAACCCAGCUGUGACCAGCAGCAUGGGCUCUCGGGUCUCCUGACUUUGAUCCACUGUUCUCCUAUGCACCAUAUUAUUCACCUUUAUGUUCCUUAGAUGCCAAGAAGAAAUAAAUACCCAUCUGCCCUAUUAAAAACACACCAUAGCCACGUUAUUUCAGUGUGUGUCCACCACAAAGGACAGCUGACAGAGGAGUGAGGCAGAAUUGUGCUCCUGUUCACCAUACAUAGUGAGGGUCGUUUUUGAAUGAUUCUGGUUUGUAGGGAACUCUUCAGUAACCUCUCUGCUCUGAGAGGCCAGUCCGGUAGAACACAGACCGGCUUUAAGUUCUUUACUGAGGUUUUAAUGGAAGCACACGCAUCCUUUUCAAGAGGCAGAAGGCCUCUGACCUCAGAGAUAUAAACAGUGUUCUGGCCUAGAGAUGGCCAGUCCAGAUGAGCCACAGCUGGGGAGGUGCUGACUUGCCCAGGGCUUAGAGCAGUUUGCAUGCUCGAAAGGCUGUCCCCAGGGGUAGCUGCUCUCCAGCCUGCAGGCUCCACAGCCACAGCCUUCAGCGGUGUGAUGGGCAAGUGCAUGCUCUGCAUUUGAUGUAAGACAUCAAGGAAAGGGGGGCAUAUGAUGCCGUUCACGUGCGGCCGGCCGUAAAGCAUCAUGAUCUGCCCGUUUUGCAGGGCCUCUUUUUCUACAGACAAGUCUCCUCUCCUGCAGACACCAGGGGCAACUUUGAAUGAGACCCAACCUGAACCUCACAUGUAGCCAGGUGCAUGCUUGGAAAUAAGGCAGCCUGAUAUGGGCUCAAGGGAGGCUGCCCUUGAGGGAGCGCCAGCCACGGCUCUUUGCUAACAGCUGGAAGUGAGUCACUAGAAGUGGCAAUCCUUUGAUUCAGGGGACCAUCACUGGAUUCUCUGAAGCCCUUGCGACAUGAACCAGAAGCUUUUAAAUCAACAUCCGUACAGAUUAUGAUUUAAAUAGACCAUGGCUUCUGAGUACAUGGCUUCCCCAAAGAAAUAGACUAUACUCUGGGGACAGUGGGUGUGACGGCAUGGAGACGGAGUCCUAAAUAGAAGUGUGAAUGACUUACAUGUCUUUUCCUUACACCUUUCUAAAGAUGAUAAAUCCCUCUUUAAAAGCAAUCCUGGCAGGAAGGUGACUUUGGUAGGAAUUCUGAGCUGUACGAAAUGUCCGUGUGUGUGUGUGUGUGUGUGUGUGUGUGUGUGUGUGUGUGUGUGUGUGUGUGUGUGUAAGGAAGCAUGGGGGAAAGCCAGGGAAACCAUUAGGAGAGUUCAACCACAACUCCAUAACCAGGAGGAGUCUUCGAGUAUUUCUGGUGGUGAUGCUGAAUGUUCUGGAAUCCGCUUACAAGACUGUGGGUCUUCUGUUUUUGUGUGAAAUUGUACGGUGCCCUAUUCUGACCGUAUGGCCCUUGCUGCAGAGUGACCUCCGGGCCACAGGGACCCCUACACAGUGGAGACCAUGCUUGUGCACUUUGUCAGAUUGGCAGGAGACUGAUGUUUCACAGCUGUUGGGGUACAUUGCUGUCUCUACCCCCCCCACCACUCCCCUGCCCCGUAUCAUUUUGGAUAGGAAGACCUGGCUUUCAUUCCAUUGUGUGGUGUCUCAUGAUAGGACAGCAGGAAGACGUCUCUUACAUCUUUGUAAGACCUUAAUGCCGUGUAUGGAUCGGCUACGCAAAUUAUUUCUUGAGUACCAUUUUUUUUUCUAUCUAAAUGCUUUUUUGGAAUAUAAGUAAUAGAUACUUUUUAAAAAAAGAAAAAGAAACUAAAGAUAAAAGGAACAAAAAAAAAUCACCUGUUGCUCCACCGUCUGAUGGUAACCACUGUUAACCCGCGUGGCUCUUCAGCUUCUCCUCAUAGCUGCUCUGUUCCUUUCCCAUGCCGUACCAUCUCAUGCAUACUUUCCUCAUCACUCACCUUUCCUCGUCGGUACUCUAGCGUGAAUGUACUUCUCCAUCGGGAAAUAUGUAGCUACUACUUUUUUAACAGCUGCCUAGGUCAGACCUUGGAUAUUUAAGCUGCUUCCAAUUUUCUAUUCUUGUAGUCAGGACAUGAUACAAUUGUUCUGACAUCUUUGUAAACUGUUCAGAAUCUUGACUUAGAAUAAAUUACUAAAAUUAGUCUUCCCUGAUCUCCAGACCCUGGCUCCUUUCCUUCCUAGACAUGAGAGACUCCACUCACCACCUCCGCUGUGGUCAGUGAUUUGGGGCCCUGUGAGUGAUUGCAGUCAAUGAGACAUGAGCAGAAGUAACAUGGGAAACUAACCAGGACUGGAGAGUGUCCCGUGCAUGAUUCCAGUGUCUCUGAUCCUUUGCCUUAGCAAGUGGUGACACCCCAGGGUAGAACGUCUCCCAGCCAGGGUCCUUGAGUGACUGUGUGGGACAGCUCCUUCCUGUCCACCCCACCCCGCCCCCAACCCAUAACGGAUUGGGCACCAGUAGAGAUAAACCUUACUGGUUUUACCACUGAGGUUUCAGGGUUGGUGUUUUUACUGCAGCAUAACAUGGCCCUUUUUUUAACUAAUAAGAAAAAAGGCAUGCAUGUUUUUAGGGUUUUACACAUAUUUCAAAUUGCCUUUCAGAAACAUGCCCCCCACCUAUACCCCCAUUAGCAGUGUGUGUGAGUGCCCGGCUCCCUCUGUAACACUGUCAUCAGCAUGAACGCGGGAGCUAACGGGGUGACACUUUUUAGUAGAAUCUGAUCCUCGUUAGCACACUAUUUAUCAGACUGUAUGUUUCAUAUCUUCUGUUCAUCUCUGGCCAAAUGAGGUCUUUAGUAGUCUCAUUGAUACUUUUUUUUUAAUGUAUAGGUGUUUUGCCUGCAUGUAUGUCUGUGCAUCACUUGUGUGCCUGAUGCCCAAGGAGGCCAGAAGAGGGCAUCAGAUCCCCUGGAACUGGAGUUACAGAAGGUUGUGAGCCACCAUGUGGGUGCUGGGAGUCAAACCCAGGUCCUCUGAAAGAGCAGCUAGUGCGCUUAACCACUGAGCCAUCUCUUCAUUUUAUUUUAUUAUUUUUUUUUUGAAACAAGGUCUCAACUAUGUAACUGUGGCUAGCCUGCCACUCACCAUAUAGACCACACUAGCCUUAAAUUCGUGUGUCCUUCUGUCGCAGCCUUCCAAGUGCUGGGAUUACAGGCUUGCCCCACCACAUACAGUCUCAUUGAUUUCAAAGUUUUUUCAUAAAUAUUAUAAAAAUUACAAUUGUAUUAUGGCUCUUAUAAAAAAUGCUUAAACAUUACAAUGAAACCUUUUUUUUUUUUGGUUUUUCAAGACAGGGUUUCUCUGUGUAGCUUUCCUGGAACUCACUUGGUAGCCCAGGCUGGCCUCGAACUCACAGAGAUCCGCCUGGCUCUGCCUCCCGAGUGCUGGGAUUAAAGGCGUGCGCCACCACCGCCCAGCACAAUGAAACCUUUUAAAUCAAAUCUGUCUUUGCCUUUAUAGUUAGUCCUUUGCUGUCACGACGGUGAAACUCUUCCAACUCUGAUUCCAGUAUGUUUUACUCAUUAAUAUUAUCCUUGCAUAGUCAAUGUUUCUUUUUCAACUGUUGAAUCUCUGAUCUAGGCCAGGCAUGAUAGCAUAUUCCUGUAAUCCCAGUACUUGGGAGGUGGAGGCAGGAGGACAGCUGCACAGCAAGGUUAAGAACCAGCUGGCUACAGAGACCCUGUCUCAAAAUAACAGCCAGGUGUGUGGUGCACGCCUUUAAUCCCAGCACAAUUAGGAGGCAGAGGCAGGUGGGACUCUGUGAGCUCGAAGCUAGCCUGGUCUACAUAGGAAGUCUGAGGCCAGCCAGAGUUGCGCAGUGAGACUGUCUCUAAAACAAAAUAAAACAACAAAAUAAAAACUACCUUUCUAUUCUACUCACAAUAGUUCUAAAUUGCAUCAACACUAUUUGGCGGGGGGGGGGGGGGGGGGGGGGGGGGGAUGAUCCUUUCUCUACUGAUAUUAAAUUGCAUUUUUGUUAUGCACCCCACCCUUCCAGUGGGUGUGAACAUGCCUAAGUUGCCCGUCUGCAUAUUCUAGUGCUGGUACUACAGUGUUUGGUAAUCCUAACUUUAGGUUUAAAAUCCCCAGUAAUGACAUUUUCUGAAUUUCCUAGUCUAUUUUAUAUACUAAUAUUUCCAAAAGAAAUUCAGGGACCAUUUUAUAAAUUUUGGAAUCAGUGAAAAUUGGAUUAUAUAAUAUUUCUGUAUUGCAAAAGAAGUAACAUCUUGAUAACUUCUCAUUUCAUUAGAUUUAUAAUGCUCAGUUUUAUGUCCUUGGUGUAUUUUUUCCAAUAAAGGUAAUUUUUUCAUUGUGGUUACUGUUGUAAAUCUUUUCCAGCAGUUUACAUUACUUAGGUGUAGCACCGCUUUGUUAAUGGAGAGUCUUCCCUUCGUUUUCUAACUGAGGACACUACAUACAGGUUACAUAAGUUUAAACAAAAUAAAAAAUACUGUAGAAAAUCAGUGUCUCUUAUAAUCAAAAUUCUCUCUGAUCCAAGAUACUCAACAAUUAUGUAAAACACACACACACACACACACACACACACACACACACACACACACACACACGCACACACACACACACACGCACACACACACACACACACACACACUCACACUGGGGUUUUAUCAUUUUGACAGUCUGAUACAGCCUUUCUGCUACCUGCGUUCUUUCCUCGGCAGACGAUCUUGGCCACCAGGAAGCAUCGAUCUACCUCAUUCUUAUCUUGCACAGGAAAGUGUGUGUCGGCAAACGAGUCAUUUCAUUCAUCUUCAUGAUUCUUUUCGUUCUAAUACUUUUAUUCUUAAUUUCCUUUGCCUUCUUCGUAGGCGAUAGCUUUGAUUAGUGCUGAUAAUUUUACAUCCAAAUUUGUCUAAGUGUACUGGUCUUGAACCUGCUUCUCCAUACUCUUCCCCUUGGUGAGGAUAUUUUCUUGUGUCUUUACAGAAGUACCCACGUGACUGUGUGUUGUGUUUUCAAGCCAUGCUCUUACGUCUCUAGUGUGCUGGCAACUUUGCCAGUAAGGGGUCUUGGGGUUUUAGGAAACGAAUUUUAACUUCUGUCAAGCUGAUCAAAUGGUUUUUUCUCUCUCAUGACUUACAAUGAGUCAUCGUAGUAGGUUUGCUAAUAUUAGUAAAGCCCUCUUCCUGUUUCCACAAAAGCCUGAUACAGUCACAGUAUGUUCAUCUUUUAAUAUACAUCUCCUUUCAGAGUUAACAGUGGUUCCUCAUGAUCGGUUGGUCUGUUGGACAUUCUUACUUUGUCUUAUUUGUGCUUUCAGAAUUUUCUAUAAAAGUUGCCUGUUACUUGUGUAAUAAAAUUAAGAGCUUUACAAUGAGAAAAUACUCUUCUUGAUUUGGUGGGUUCCUUUUAUUUUAGAAUUUCAUCAUAUCUUAUUAAUAAGAUGAGUGUGAUUUCUCUGCUGUCUUUGUCAGGUGUUUUAUGUGAAAUUCCUUUAAAAUAUAUCUUGGGACACUUUCUAUAUCUUUUUCUAUGCCCUGGGAUAGUUCAAUAAUAUUCAGAACUCCCUGCUCUUUGAAGUUUUUAUAACAACUAUAAACUGUCCAAGUCUAGUGCCUUUUAAAGAAAUAAUCUUUUGAUAUUUACAAAUUUUCUUUCCAUGUUCAUUGGCUCCUCAGAGUUUCUUCUCAUUCUGUAAGAUUUUUGACAAGUUAAAUUUUCCAAAAUGAUAAUUAUCUUUAAGAUUGUUUUUGGGACCUGUUGACAUGAGGUUGUAUUAUUUUUCCCUUAGUGUUGUGUGUCUAUGCUUUCCAUUUUUAUUCUGAUUAUUUUUCAGUAGUCAAUUUUUAUUCAUCUUUUCAAAGAACCAGCUUUGGAAUUUAUAUGUAAAUUUCCAGUUUUAUCGUUUUAUGAUUGUUGUUUUUUUCUAUUUUUUUCCCUUGGUAUUUUUCCACCUUUUCAAGUUAAAGGCCAUCUUAACUUCCUGUCGGUGGAAGGCACAGUAAUUCAUGUUGCAGGACUGUGACCUUUCCUCUGAAUGUAUCUGUAUCCCAUAAAUGUUUAUGUAUGAUAUGAUUGUUAUAAAUAAUUUAUCAUUUCAGAGUGGAGUCUAUCUUUCACUGAGGAGUUAUUUUAAAUUAUAUUUAGAUUUCCAAUCAUUUUGUAUUUGUUGCUGUUGCUUAUAACAUUUAUUACAAACCUCUGCUUUAUUACCUUGUUGUCAAAGAGGAUAUGGUCAGUACAAUUUGUGUGUUUUGAAGUUUAUUAACAUUUUGUUGAGACCUAAUAAAUUUUUAGUUUUAAUAAGAUCCCCAGGAAGUUGGAGAAAGUAUAUUCUUUGAAAGCAACAAUAUUUGAUCUAUGUGUAUUAAUUUCACCUUACUAAAUGUACUAUUAUGGACUUUAAUUUUUAUUUACUUGAUUCAUUAAAGACUAAGAAAGGCUCA
This is a messenger RNA of Peromyscus californicus insignis, 10861 nucleotides long. RefSeq names its product homer scaffold protein 2 (gene Homer2). The record is from RefSeq and is a predicted model, not a curated record. The transcript has 9 exons. NCBI's taxonomy places the organism in Eukaryota, Metazoa, Chordata, Mammalia, Rodentia, Cricetidae. Gene Ontology annotation, biological process: regulation of store-operated calcium entry; G protein-coupled glutamate receptor signaling pathway. The coding region runs from base 185 to 1249 and encodes 354 amino acids. Gene Ontology annotation, molecular function: G protein-coupled glutamate receptor binding. Gene Ontology annotation, cellular component: cytoplasm; plasma membrane; postsynaptic density.